Drosophila teissieri is the source of this 1672-nucleotide messenger RNA. RefSeq names its product DM7 family protein GE17491-like. The coding region runs from base 1 to 1599 and encodes 532 amino acids. The record is from RefSeq and is a predicted model, not a curated record. NCBI's taxonomy places the organism in Eukaryota, Metazoa, Arthropoda, Insecta, Diptera, Drosophilidae. The transcript has 2 exons.
AUGGCGGAAUGCAAAUGGCACACGGACGUGGACGUGGGAUGGAUGAGCACGGCGCGAAAAUCGGGUGCAAAUAUAGAAAUUUGUUUAAAUUCAACUAACAGUCGGCAAUCGAAAAUGCAGCAAAUGGAGUCUGUGCAUCGCGAUGAGAACCAGGUGGUGGUCUUGAAGAAGACCACGUACUUGCCCUAUCUGUUCAACCUGGUCAUGCCGAAGAUGGUCUACCAGAGCCCCAACCGCAUUGUGGUGGCCCGGCUCUACCUCGAUGUCCACAAGCACGACAAGCAGGCAGCCGACUACUUCGAGGGCUUCCAGACGCCCUGCUUCGAGGUGCCGGCUUCCCUGUUCCCGGGCGAGGCUCCGCUGGACAAGAUCGUCUUUAUGCCCAAGGUGAUUUUGCCCAUGGGCUUCGAAGCCGGAGGGGUUUUUGGCCCGGGUGUCCUUCCACGGCGUUCCUAUCCCAUCGGCCUGAUGGCCUCGGAUCCCAAGGAUCACAAGGGUCAAACGCCGCCGCUGUUCGUCGGUCUGCGCAGCCUGCAUGUCAAGCUGCCUUCGGAGGUCGAGAGUUACCUGGACAGCGUGGGCGAGUUCCCGGCCAUCCAGGACGCAGUGGUCAAUGGGAUGCAUCCCGGCAAUCACUCUUCAAAAGGCGAAGAGUCAAAGGAACUAAUGCUAAGCAAUGAUUGCCCCUUGUCGAUGGUCUACAACAUGCCGGCUCCACCGAGUCCACUGCAGCCCUAUCCAUAUCUUUCCAUCGUAACUCAUCCGCAUGUUCCAGCGGAGGCACUCGCCACCAUGGGCGAUGAGGAGUGCCCCAAUUUCGAGCUGCUCAGCGAUAUCUUUCCCAUCUGUGAGGGCGUCAAUCCGCACAAGAGUUUCUUACCCCAGAGAUUUGAAUCCCUCUGCGUCUUCAAGCCGGGAAGUCAUUGGGAUCUGUGGUACAUGGAUUACAUGCGUCGAUUCCGUGCCUUCAAAGCCCCUCACUUCGCGGGCAAGUUCCCCCGCGUCGGGGUUCCCGUCCAUAUUACGAAAAAAAUCCAACUGGAGGGCGAGAAGGAAGACUGCGAAGGUGCUCAGUCCUUGCCAGAGGAGGGAUCGCUGAAGGUUGUCGAGCCUAAGAGGGCCCUCGUUCCCACUACCCAGGGCUUCUUGGUCAUGGAAACGGAGCACCCGACGCCUCCGAGGGGUGCUUACUCCUUGGCGAGCUACCAGAGGGCCAGUGAGAAGGGAUACGUUCUGAAGGCUACCAAGGAUGAGGCCAAAGAAGCCACUGACACUCUUCCGAAAGUGGAAUCGAAACCGGAGGUCGAGAAGAAAUACCUCUCGUGCUUCAAAGUUGACAGCGACAUUGAUCUGAUGGCCGAGGCCAUGGCCGAUAUGGGCACCGCCGAGAUGAGUCUGGUGGCCAAGGAGGAGGCACUGCCCGGAGUCGAUAGUGCACGCGCCUUGGAUCAGCUGCGCCAGGUGCUCGAGGAUCGCAGCCAGAUCCGCAGCCACACCGACCAGCUGAUACAGGAUCACAUCUAUCGCAUGGAUCGCAACCGCAUGCUGGCCCUGCGCCAGCCAAUUCGCACUUGUUCGCAGUGCGGCAAGCCCCACUAAAGGCAUUUUUGAAACGUUUAUAUUGCAAUUAUAUGUACAUAUAAAUAUAUAUGCGUUAUGAUGUCACCCCUAA